Molecule: messenger RNA, 204 nt
Organism: Caenorhabditis remanei
Lineage: Eukaryota; Metazoa; Nematoda; Chromadorea; Rhabditida; Rhabditidae
Exons: 2
Coding region: 1-204 (67 amino acids)
Source: RefSeq, a predicted model, not a curated record
AUGGUCGCUGAUUUCAAGCCAUUGGGAACCCCAGUGUUGGUGACAACUAUGCAUCCAGGAUGGGUGUUAACUGAGAUGGGCGGUGCAAAUGCUAAGAUUACUAUCGAAGAAUCAGCUGCAGAUAUGAUGAAAAGCAUCGGGAAACUUAGUAAAACACACAAUGGAGGAUUGUUUGAUCGAAACUUGGAGAUUAUGCCAUUUUGA